CCAAACACAAACAUUAACAUACAUUGCGCCAAAAUGAAGACACCUUUCUUAUUCCUUUCUGCCAUUAUAUUCUCCGUCCUACUUUGCGAAGCAAGCAAGUCUCCAGACCCGGUGCUUGACAUCAACGGCAAAAUCCUCCGUACUAAUACCAAGUACUAUAUCGUACCACUACAUGAUCUCGUAGGUGGCGGGCUCGACCUAGCUUUGUCAAGACCAAGAGGAGAUACUUGCCCACAGAGUGUGGUCCAAGAUAAAGUUAACAAGUCAGGUUUGGCAGUUCAAUUCUACCCUGUAAAUUCGAAAAAAGGCGUGAUUCGUGAAUCAACAGAUCUCAACAUCGCAUUUCCUGAUGCACACGCAAAAUGUCUUAAAUCCAAUAUUUGGACAAUAGAGGGCGAUGUCUCAUGGUAUGACGAUACUCAAUACAUAACAGCAGGGGGACAAAUAGGAAACCCCGGUGAACAAACACUAGUCAACUGGUUUAAGAUUGUGAAAACACCAAAUGCCUACAAGCUGAGGUUUUGCCCAGAUGUGUGCAGUUCCUGCGAUUUUGUGUGCCAAGACGUUAGCGUUGAAGACUUACAAGGAAAGAAGCUUUUAGUUCUGUCGAAUCCCCCUCUAGAAAUCGCCUUUAGGGAGGCAUAAUAAAUCACUAAAAAAUAUGUACUUCCACUUUAUUGAAA
Ipomoea triloba (trilobed morning glory) is the source of this 683-nucleotide messenger RNA. Its product is annotated as kunitz trypsin inhibitor 5-like. The transcript has a single exon. NCBI's taxonomy places the organism in Eukaryota, Viridiplantae, Streptophyta, Magnoliopsida, Solanales, Convolvulaceae. Gene Ontology annotation, molecular function: endopeptidase inhibitor activity. The coding region runs from base 34 to 645 and encodes 203 amino acids. The record is from RefSeq and is a predicted model, not a curated record.